AUGGCCUCAGCUCUUGUUGAAAAUGUUACCAGUUGCGAAAAAGAGAUUGUUCGCCCAGUCGCAAAUUUCUCACCAAGCUUAUGGGGUGAACAGUUUCUCAACUUUGCGUUUGAUUCUGAGUUGACACUAAAACAUUCCAUUGAAAUUGAAGAGUUAAAGAAUGAGGUAAGAAGCAUGCUGAAAGCUCCAGGAAAAGACAUGGUGGAGAUGAUGAAUUUGAUCGAAACACUUGAGCGCUUGGGCGUAUCAUAUCACUUUGAAGAUGAGAUUGAAGAACUACUAGAACGUUUCUUUAAUCUCAACUCAAAUUAUGCAGAUGAGGCCUAUGACCUGUACACCGUUGCACUUCAUUUUCGUUUAUUUAGACAACAUGGCUACCGUAUAUCUUGUGCAGUGUUCGACAAAUUCGUAGACGAGAAUGGAAAAUUCAAAGAGACUAUCAAUAGCGACGCAAGGGGCAUGCUGAGCUUAUACGAAGCUACAUACUUAAGAGUGCAUGGAGAAGAUAUACUAGAAGAUGCCCUUUCUUUCACAACGGAAAACCUCAAAUCCAUGGCACCUCAUUUAAGCUCUACCCUCGGGAAACAAGUAGCCCAUGCCCUCGUGCAAUGCAUCCAUUUUGGGAACCCGAGAAUUGAGGCACACAAUUUUAUCUCCAUGUACCAAGAAGAUGAAUCCAAGAAUGAAGUGCUGUUGAGGUUUGCCAAAUUAGACUACAAUUCAUUGCAAAUGCUGCAUAAAAAGGAGCUAUGCGAGGUCUCAAGGUGGUGGAAGGAAUUGGACCUUGUGUCUAUACUUCCCUAUGCUAGAGAUAGAGCGGUAGAAUGCUUUUUCUGGGCAAUGGGAGUGUAUCAUGAACCUCAAUAUUCAGUUGCUCGAAUCAUGCUCACAAAAACGAUUGCAAUGACAUCAAUAAUAGAUGAUACAUAUGAUUCCUAUGGCACAGUCGAUGAACUAGAAGUUUUUACGGAGGCAAUUCAAAGGUGGGAUAUUAACGAAAUUCAUCGGCUACCGGAGUAUAUCAAACCAUUCUAUAGUGCUCUGUUGAAACUUUACGAGCAAUUUGAUGAAGAACUAUCGAAAGAAGGAAGAUCUUAUGCGAUUUAUUAUGCAAAGGAAGCAUUGAAAGAACUUGUGAGGACUUACUAUGUGGAAGCCAAGUGGUUCAUUGAAGGAUAUUUACCGCCAUUUUCUGAAUACAUGAGCAAUGCCUUAAUCACAUGCACUUACGUUUAUCAUACAACAACAUCAUUGUUGGGGAUGAAAUCUGCCACCAAAGAACAAUUUGAAUGGCUAAGCAACAAACCAAAAAUGCUUGUCUCUAGCCUCAUAAUAUGUCGACUCAUCGAUGAUAUUGCCACCUAUGAGGUUGAGAAGGAAAGGGGACAAAUUGUCACGGGCAUCGAAUCAUACAUGAGAGAGAAUGGUGCUCGAGAAAAGGCGCAUGGAUGCAUAACCAUCUCGCAUGGCAUUAUGUACCCUUAUGGGCCAUUUGCGCAUUCCAUGCAAUUGAAAUCUGUUGGAGAUGCUCCUACUAGUAAUGAUAUUCAUUGGAAGGUUGACCACAUGGAAAAAUUGAUGGUGCUUAUGGGGGCUGGUUUUUCUGUUUCUGGGUCCAAUGACACCAUCAUCAGACCCAUAGGGCACUUUGGGGUUUCUCCUUCAAUUGUGAACCUUCUGUUUGCACAUUCAAAAUCAAAAGAGUUUAUGGGAAAGCCCAUUGAAUUUUCAGAUCAGGAAAUUGUUAGCAAUUGGAAUGCUAUAGCUUGA
Messenger RNA from Fraxinus pennsylvanica, 1770 nucleotides. The record is from the annotation of a GenBank genome assembly. Lineage: Eukaryota; Viridiplantae; Streptophyta; Magnoliopsida; Lamiales; Oleaceae.